CAUGCGAGGCACUCCGUGGAAUUGGUGAAAAGGCAGCUACCAACGAAGUGACCGAGGUACUUCUCAAGGCACUUUCGGACCACGAUUCUGGCGUGAGAUCGUAUGCAUGCGAGGCACUCCGUGGAAUUGGUGAAAAGGCAGCUACCAACGAAGUGACCGAGGUACUUCUCAAGGCACUUUCGGACCACGAUUCUGGCGUGAGAUGGCAUGCAUGCGCGGCACUCCGUGGAAUUGGUGAAAAGGCAUCGUCGAAGAAAGUGAUUGAUGCUCUUGUCAAGGCACUUUCGGACGACGAUUCUGGCGUAAGACGGGACGCAUGCGAGGUACUCCGUGGAAUUGGUGAAAAGGCAUCGUCGAAGAAAGUGAUUGAUGCUCUUGUCAAGGCACUUUCGGACGACGAUUCUGGCGUAAGACGGGACGCAUGCGAGGUACUCCGUCGAAUUGGUGAAAAGGCAGCGACGAAGGAAGUGAUUGAUGCUCUUGUCAAGCUACUUUCGGACGACGAUUCCGACGUAAGACGGUAUGCAUGCGAGGCACUCGGUGGAAUUGGUGAAAAGGUAGCUACCAACGAACUGACCGAGGCACUUGUCAAGGCACUUUUGGACCAAAAUUCGUGCGUAAGAUCGCAUGCAUGCGAGGCACUCGGUCAAAUUGGUGAAAGGGCAGCUACCAAUGAAGUGACCGUGGCACUUGUCAAGGCACUUUCGAACGACGUUUCUGGCGUGAAAUGGCAUGCAUGCGAGGCACUCCGCCGAAUUGGUGAAAAGGCAGCGACGGAGGAAGUGAUUGAUGCUCUUGUCAAGGCACUUUCGGUCGAGGAUUGCUGCGUAAGACGGUGUGCAUGCGCGGCACUCCGUGGAAUUGGUGAAAAGGUAGCUACCAACGAACUGACCGAGGCAGUUGUCAAGGCACUUUCGGACGACGAUUCUAUCGUAAGACGGCAUGCAUGCGAGGCAAUCGGUAGCAUGGGUGAAAAAGCAGCAACGAAGAACGUGAUCGAUGCACUUGUCAGAGCACUUUCGGACGACGAUUCUAGCGUAAGAUUGCAUGGAUGUGAGUCACUCGGUCGAAUCGAUUCAAAAGCAGCGACGGAGGAAGUGAUCGAUGCACUUGUCAAAGCACUUGCGGACGACAAUUGGGUGGUAAGAUGCCAUGGAUGUGAGUCACUCGGUCGAAUCGGUUCAAAAGGAGCGACGAAGAAAGUGAUUGAUGCACUUGUCAAGGCACUUUCGGACGAGGAUUCCGACGUAAGAUGCCAUGCAUGCGAGGCACUCGGUCGAAUUGGUGAAAAGGCAGCGACGAAGGAAGUGAUUGAUGCACUUGUCAAGGCACUUGCGGAAGACGAUUCCGACGUAAGAUGCCAUGCAUGCGAGGCACUGAAUCGUGUGGGUGAAAAAGUGACCAGGAAGGGAAUUAUCGAUGGUAUGGUUGCUGGCUUGGGACAGACUUGGAAGGAUACUAAGAACUUGUCCGUAGAUAAAAUGAGAAGGUGGCUUUGUGCGAUUUGUGCCUUGGCUGUGUUCGACGAUAAUGAUAUGGAAACUACUGAGGAGCGGAUUGUUAGUAAAAGUUAUAUAGACUCGGAAUUAGUAUUACCUGGCAAGCUCGUAAAGAUUCUAAUACAGACAGAAGAUCGUGUAUUUCUCAGACCUGCUGUCCAUGGAUGUAUCAUUGGUGGAGCUGCAGUCUCUAUCGCUAAAAAUUCGUUGUGGAUUCAUGAGAGAGAACGAGUUACACAGGUAUUGAUUCCGAAAGGUAAGGAGGAAUCAGUCCAUGAACUCCGCCAAUUAUUCAGCGAAGUAGUUGGUGAUGUUGAUUUGAAGCUUAAUAUAGAUUGUAAAUGA
This is a messenger RNA of Adineta ricciae, 1844 nucleotides long. The record is from the annotation of a GenBank genome assembly. Lineage: Eukaryota; Metazoa; Rotifera; Eurotatoria; Adinetida; Adinetidae.